AUGGCCACCUUCGCGUGGUCCGUAGACGAGAUGCCCGGCAUCAGUCCGGAAGUUAUUUCCCACGAGCUGAAUGCGGACCCUACGUUCCGACCUGUGAAGCAGAAGCGAAGGAAGUUGGGCCCUGAGCGAGCUGAAAUCGUUAACAAAGAGGUCGAACGUUUGCUGAAGGCGGGACAGAUACGCGAAGUGAAAUACCCUGAGUGGCUCGCAAACACGGUGGUAGUCAAAAAGAAGAAUGGAAAGUCACGAGUCUGUGUCGACUUUACCGACCUGAAUAAGGCGUGCCCCAAAGACAGCUUUCCACUUCCGCAUAUUGACCGCUUAGUUGAGUCCACUUCGGGUCACGAGCUGAUGUCUUUUAUGGAUGCUUUCUCUGGCUACAACCAAAUCCUAAUGAAUCCGGAUGACCAGGAGAAGACUGCAUUCAUUACGGACCGCGGGAUUUUCUGCUACAACGUGAUGCCUUUUGGGUUAAAAAACACGGGAGCAACUUACCAGAGAUUGGUGAAUAGAAUGUUUGAGCAUCAGCUCGGGAAGACCAUGGAAGUCUACAUUGACGACAUGCUUGUAAAUUCAAUGGAAGCUGGCUUGCACCUCGCUGAUCUGAAAGUUUGCUUCGAUAUCCUUGAUCAGUUCGGGAUGAAGCUUAACCCCACGAAGUGCACCUUUGCAGUCCCAUCAGGGGAAUUUCUGGGGUACAUCGUCACAGAAAGAGGAAUUGAAGCAAACCCAAGGCAGAUUAAUGCUUUCCUGUCUAUGAGUUCUCCUAGAACCUUGCGCGAAGUGCAACGCCUUAACGGACGGAUCGUAGCUCUCAACCGCUUCAUUUAUCGAUCUACGGACAAAUGCCUCCCUUUCUACCAGCUAUUACGGAAAGGGGGAAAAAACUUCUUGUGGGAUGCGAAGUGCAAGGAGGCCUUCGCUCAGCUCAAAGCCUACCUGUCUGAACCGCCGGUUUUGGCUAAGCCCGAGUUCGGCGAGCCGCUCUUCCUUUACGUAGCCGUAUCGGACAGUGCAGUCAGCGGAGUGUUAGUUCGUGAGGAAAGGGGGGAGCAGGGACCAAUUUUUUAUAUCAGCAAGUCUUUCACUGGAACAGAGUCCAGGUACCCUAUGAUGGAGAAAUUGGCCUUAGCAGUGGUCACUUCGGCAAGAAAGUUGCGGCCUUAUUUCCGGUCCCAUACGAUCGUAAUCCUCACGACUCAGCCACUUCGAACGGUGUUACAUAGCCUGAGCCAAUUUGGGCGGCUAACCAAAUGGGCUGUCGAGUUGACCUCUUCGGUUAGCGGUGAUGUCGAAGCCCAGUGGACAUUGUACGUUGAUGGUGCUUCUUCCAAGACGGGAGAAGGAAUUGGGGUCCGCCUUACUUCUCCUACAGGCGAAGUGAUCGAGCAGUCAUUUCGCUUGGCUUUCAGCGCGUCCAACAAUGAAGCCGAAUACGAAUCCUUCCUAGCUGGCUUACGCCUCGCAGUGGGGAUUGGUGUACGAAGACUUCGAGCUUUUUGCGAUUCGCAGCUGGUCACCAACCAGUUUUUGGGGGAGUACGAGACAAAGGAUGGUCGUAUGGAAGCCUAUUUAUCCGCAGCCCGGGAGUUAGUCACUAAGUUCGAGGAGUUCGAAAUCACUAAGAUCCCACGAAGUGAGAACUCCGCCGCGGACGCUUUAGCAUCUCUGGCAUCAACCUCCGAUCCCGCGAUGACAAGGAUUAUCCCCAUCAAAGUCAUCCAGCUCCCAAGUAUCCGUCUAGAGAGUUCAAACGUCGUCACUCGGGCGAUUAAAAAACAGUUGGCAGCUGAGGAAGCAGCUCGUAAGGCGGCUGCGGACUCCUUACCGUCAGAAGAUCCGGCUCCCGUUAUGCCCACUCCGAUGGAAGUUCAUCCACCUCAAGCUGAGCUAGACGCGAAUUUAACUCUGGCCCAAUCGAGCUCACCGGUCGACAAUCGAGCUAUUAUCCCACAUGCUGCUCCUAGCGGCACGAAUUCUAACAGCUGGGAGGCAGAUGACUGGCGGAGCCUGAUCUGGGCUUACCUGGAAAAAGGGGAACUCCCAGCUGACAAAUGGGCAGCUAGGAAGCUCAAGAUCGUCAGUGCGCGGUACUGCGUUCACAACGGAAUACUUCUACGCCGAAGUGUAGCUGGUCCUUAUUUAACUUGUGUAGCUGGUAGAGAGCCCACGAUGCUGAUGCGAGCUGUCCACGAUGGUCCCAAUGGAAAUCACUCCGGAGGGCGGACUCUGGCUUUUAAAAUCAAAUGGCAAGGUUACUUCUGGCCUACCAUGGUCACGGACUGCGAAAAAUAUUCUCAGACUUGUGAGAAGUGUCAGAAGCACGCCCCGUCAAUUCAUCAACCUACCGAGCUCCUGUCUUCAGUGUCCGCACCUUACCCAUUUAUGAGGUGGUCGAUGGAUAUCAUCGGUCCUUUACAUCGGGGACCAGGAGGAGUUCAGUACGUGCUCGCUCUUACUGACUAUUUUUCCAAGUGGGUGGAAGCAGCAGCCUACGCGAAAGUAACAAGCGACAAAGUGGAACAGUUCGUGCUAAAAAAUAUAAUCUAUCGCUACGGGGUCCUUCACGAAAUCGUCACGGACAAUGGUCCGCAUCUCCUCGAAGCCGAGGCGAUAAAUAAAGUUAUUCUUGCUAAUUUGAAAAAACGGCUCGACUCUCGCAAAGAGCGCUGGCCAGACGAGCUGCAGGGCGUUCUUUGGGCAAUCCGAACAAUACCUCACCGGGCCACUAGUGAAACACCUUUCUCCCUGGUCUACGGAGUCGAUGCCGUAGUCCCAGUUGACAUAGAGGUCCCCGGAGUCCGUACCUCAUUGAACCCACUCCGAGCUGAGGAAAAUGAGGAGUUCCUACAGGAUACUCUCGAUACAAUCAACGAGCGUCGGGACCAGGCGUUAGCUAGGAUCCAGAAUUACCAGAACGCGGUAGCUCGAUACUAUAACUCCAAAGUCCGAGGCAGGCCCUUGGCAGUGGGCGACCUUGUCCUCCGGAAAGUCUAUGAAAAUACCGAGGAGCUCAAUGCAGGAAAACUGGGAAUUAAUUGGGAAGGACCAUACAGAAUUACUCGCGAAGUCCGAAAUGGAGUUUAUCAGCUCGAGGAUCCAGAGGGAAAACCAGUCCCGAGGUCUUGGAAUUCUCUACACCUUAAACUUUUUUACAGCUAA
Messenger RNA from Camelina sativa (false flax), 3162 nucleotides. Lineage: Eukaryota; Viridiplantae; Streptophyta; Magnoliopsida; Brassicales; Brassicaceae. The record is from RefSeq and is a predicted model, not a curated record.